Dictyostelium discoideum AX4 is the source of this 918-nucleotide messenger RNA. RefSeq lists its product as hypothetical. Gene Ontology annotation, molecular function: tRNA-uridine aminocarboxypropyltransferase activity. Bases 1 to 918 code for a protein of 305 amino acids. The transcript has 2 exons. NCBI's taxonomy places the organism in Eukaryota, Evosea, Eumycetozoa, Dictyosteliales, Dictyosteliaceae. The record is from RefSeq and is a predicted model, not a curated record. Gene Ontology annotation, biological process: tRNA modification. Gene Ontology annotation, cellular component: nucleus.
AUGGAAAAUCCUGAAAAUCCAACAACUACAAUAAAAGAAGAAACAAAAACAACAACUAUAAAUACCACUACAAAUAAUAAUAAUAGUAAUAGUAAUAAUAAUAAUAAUAAUAAUAAUGAUAAUGAUAAUUUAAAAAAAACAGAGGUUGAUUCAAACGAACAACCAAAACCAAAAGGAAGUAAUAUAAAUAAUAAUUUAAAAUCAACAGUUGGUGUAUUAGAUAAUGUUAAAGAUGAUCAAUCAUGGUUAUCAGAUUUAAAAUUACAUACAUUCGAUCAUAUGAUUGAUAUUAGUAGAACCAUUUGUACAAAAUGUGAAAAAAAGAGAAAAUAUUUUUGUUAUGACUGUUGUUUACCAUUAGGUGAUCCUGAAAACUCACCAAAAUUAAAAUUACCUUUAAAUGUUGAUGUUAUUCAUCAUCCAACCGAAUUAAUUAGUAAAAGUACAGCAAUUCAUUCCAAAGUUAUAGCAUAUGAGGAUGUAAAAUUUAUAGAAUUUCCAGAGGAAAUACCAGAUUAUAAUUUAGAUGAAACUAUAUUGUUAUAUCCUUCAGAAGAUUCAUGUUUUGUAAAGGAUAUUGAUUUUAGUAAUAUUAAGAAAGUGUUAUUCGUUGAAUCACAAUGGCAUAAUGCAAGAAAGAUAUUAAAACAUCCAAAAUUACAAGGUAUAAAAUGUGUAAAGAUCGAUAUGCAAAAAACAAUGUUUUGGAGACACCAACGUCAUGGUGACAGUUAUCUAGCAACCAUAGAAGCAAUCUAUUACUUUUUCAAAGAAUUUCAUUUAUCUCAAAAUAAUAAUCAAUACAAUGGUGAAUAUGAUAAUCUCUUAUUCUAUUACACAUUUUUUUAUAAUUUAAUUCAAACAACCUAUAAACAACAAAAUAGAGAUUUUAUUAGAAAAGAUAAUUAUAUUCAAUAA